GAAAAUUUUGAAUGAUGAAUUAAAAAUAUUUUCCAAUUUAAUUAAUAAUUCUGAGCAGUUUCUUAAAAUAAUGAGAACCGGAGAACUAAUUCUCGUAAAUGCAAUUAAAUUAUUUUCUUGAUCGAUUGUUAUAAAGUCAAACAAAUCACUCAAUUAUACUCAAAUUUUCUAUUAUUGUUAUUUGUAAACUGCCCAUACGGUACCUAUUUGUUUAUUUUUAUAUUUGGUAGUAUUAUAAGAUAGAAAUGGCAGAAACUCUAACUGUAGAAGUGAUGUUUGGGGGCGGAGCGGAAUUGCUCUUUAAUAAAGUAAAGAGGAAAGAAAUUGCACUGCCGCCGUUGAAGACAUUUUUACCGGAUUCUCAAAAUCAGAAUUGGACGUUAAAAGAGCUGUUGAUUUGGUUAAAAGACAACCUGCUGGUGGAAAGAGAAGAGUUGUUCUUGAAGGAUGAUUCUGUCCGACCUGGUAUACUCGUGUUGAUCAAUGAAGAAGACUGGGAGCUCCACGGACAGUUAAAUUAUGAACUCAAAGAAAAUGAUAAAAUCAUGUUCAUAUCGACGUUGCAUGGCGGUUAAAUUUGAUAACAUAAUGAAUUAAUUAAAACUAUUUUUACUGUUUA
This is a messenger RNA of Bombyx mori (domestic silkworm), 619 nucleotides long. RefSeq names its product ubiquitin related modifier (gene Urm1). The record is from RefSeq and is marked provisional. NCBI's taxonomy places the organism in Eukaryota, Metazoa, Arthropoda, Insecta, Lepidoptera, Bombycidae. Gene Ontology annotation, cellular component: nucleus; cytoplasm. Gene Ontology annotation, molecular function: protein tag activity. Gene Ontology annotation, biological process: tRNA thio-modification; protein urmylation.